AUAAAGUUUAAUAUUACAAUUCUUUGAUAAGUUUUUUUUUUUUAAAUUUUUUUUGUUGAAAAAAGAUAUUAUUGUUGUUUCUUGGCAGCCACUCCAGGAGGCCAACUUGUAAUUCAUCUCCUGGGGCUUGGCUCUCUCUAAUUUUAAAACCUUGUUCUUGAGAAAUUUAAAAUCUUGAUUGACAAUAUUAAAUCUUGUCCGUAACAAUAAUGUUGGAGGAUUUGCAUUUCUUGAGAUUUCCAUGAUGUUCAUCAGAAUUGUUUAUAGAAACUGAAGACAUUUUAAAUGGGAGACGCUGCUUCGCCUGAUAAGAAAUCAGGUUGUGGCCUAUUAACAGCGGUUUUCGGGAAACGGAGUUUUUGGCCGAGAAGAAGUACAUCUGCUAGCUCACUUCCCACGUCGAACGGUAACAAUUUCAUUAAAACACCAAGCACGCCGAAAAGGCGGAGAAGCGGUUCGGACGAGGCUGCAUUUUUAGGAGUCUUACCUACUAUUCCAUCAGAAGCACCCCCGAAACCCGUUACAAAAGCUCCCGAUCAUCCCAAGAUUCCGCCCGUACAACAACAUCAACAACAACAACAAAACUGUGGAAGAAAACCUUCGGAAAAUGGGAUCAAAGUAUUGCCGGAUCAUCAAGGCCGUGGGCGCCAAAAUUAUGCUUACGUAAAUCAAGGAAGGAAAAUACCAAAAGAGGCGGUUGGGAUAUCGGGUGAGCUCGAAACCAUGAUUGCUGAUCACCAGAAGAAUAAAGGAAGCAGCACGCUUGUUCGCGCUUCGUCGAGCAAUGUUAUGCUUUUUAGCAAUUUAGGUAAUCUGAGGGGAGGUGGAGGUGGCGGAAAUUUGAAUUCGUAUAAUGUUCUUGAUCAUCUUCCUAAGACUGCGAGAGAAGAAACUUAUAAUAAUAAUAAUAAUAAUACUGCACCAAAUGGGAAAUACCCAAAUAGUGUGAUGGGAAAUGUGGUUAAGAAACAUUAUGAGGAUCAGAAACCAAGUUUAGAGGCGCCGCCACCUCCGCACGAAGACGGAUCUUUAUGCAGGGCGCUUUCGACACGAAUGGACCCGGAGCAAUUGAAAAUAAUGGGCAAUGAAGAUUAUAAGAAUGGGAAUUUCGUCGAGGCAUUGGCUUUGUAUGAUGCAGCAAUCUCCAUUGAUCCUGAUAAGGCUUCAUAUCGGAGCAACAAAAGUGCUGCAUUAACCGCUUUAGGUAGAAUUCUUGAGGCGGUUUUCGAGUGCAGAGAAGCCAUUCGAAUUGAUCCUCGUUACCAUAGAGCUCACCAUCGUUUAGCAACUUUGUAUCUCAGAUUAGGGGAUGUGGAAAAAGCUACAUAUCACUACAAACAUUCAGGACCAGAAGCCGACCAUGUCGACCUAGCUAAAGCUAAAGGGCUUCAAGUUCAUCUCAACAAGUGCACCGAGGCACGACGACACCGAGACUGGAACAGCUUGAUUAAGGAGACUAAGGCUGCAAUUUCCUCAGGGGCAGAUUCAGCUCCACAAAUGUAUGCAUUGCAAGCUGAGGCCUUUAUAAAGCUGCAUAGGCAUCAGGAAGCAGAUGAAGCAUUAGCGAAAGGUCCGAAUUUCGAUGUCGAUGACUGCACUCAAUAUUUUAGCCCCAUUGGUAAUGCAAAUCUGUUGAUAGUACGAGCUCAGGUUUACAUGGCUGUUGGCAGGUUCGAUGAUGCGUUGAGUGUAGCUCAACGGGCAACUAGACUCGAUGGUAACAACAGGGAAGCAAAUACGGUAUUGAGGAAGGCAAGAGCUAUUACAGCAGCUAGAUCAAACGGUAACCAACUUUUCAAGGCUGCCAAAUUCUAUGACGCCUCUAAUGCUUAUAGUGAAGGACUCGAGCACGAUCCUUACAACUCCGUGCUGCUGUGCAACCGAGCUGCUUGCCGGUCUAAACUCGGGCAGUAUGAAAAAGCUGUGGAGGAUUGUAAUGCGGCCCUCCAUGUCCGCCCUGGUUACUGCAAGGCUAGACUAAGAAGAGCUGAUUGCUACUCCAAGUUGGAAAAAUGGGAAGCUUCAAUACAAGACUUCGAAAUAUUACAAAAAGAAGCACCAGAAGAUGAAGAAGUGAGCAAGGGUUUGUUAGAAGCCAAGGCACAGCUGCAAAAGAUGACAUAAGAGAUUUUAAAAGCCAAUUUAAGCGACGAAAUGCUAUAAAUGCAGCAGCAAGAACGAGCCGCAGAAUCAAAAACUGAUGAAAAAUACUCGUAUGAUCGGUAUGAAUUGCUGCCAUUGUUUGAGACACAAGAAAAAGAAUUCUCAAAUUAUCCAACCAAAAACUCUGGUGUAAUUUAGAGAAAGAAAUUGGCUUUUAACUUAACUAGAAUGCUAUGUAAAUUACAAAAGAAAACAAUUUAGUCCA
Molecule: messenger RNA, 2368 nt
Organism: Mercurialis annua (annual mercury)
Lineage: Eukaryota; Viridiplantae; Streptophyta; Magnoliopsida; Malpighiales; Euphorbiaceae
Product: inactive TPR repeat-containing thioredoxin TTL3
Exons: 5
Coding region: 286-2124 (612 amino acids)
Cellular component (GO): cytoplasm
Molecular function (GO): protein binding
Source: RefSeq, a predicted model, not a curated record